This is a messenger RNA of Odocoileus virginianus texanus, 4550 nucleotides long. The record is from RefSeq and is a predicted model, not a curated record. NCBI's taxonomy places the organism in Eukaryota, Metazoa, Chordata, Mammalia, Artiodactyla, Cervidae.
GGGCUCAGGAGGUCUUUAGGCGGCAGGCCUGUGGGUUCACAUCCUAGCAGUAAUAAGCUAGAGAGGGGAUUCCACAGUGGUUUUUGCCAGCGCCAGCAUGCCCGUGGUGGAAGGGGCUUCCCAUGGUGGCCGUCACCAGCGUCCCGUGUCAUGGUGAGCACUAGCUGCCUCCUGCCUCCUCAGGAACGUCUCCGAGAUCAGCAGAUGGGUCUGACCCAGGAUUUUUUCAAAUGGUUGCUUCUGCAGUGGGUCCUGGAGUGUGUGGAGUUUUGUGUGUGCCCUUUAUUUCCCACAGCCCUGGUUCUCCUAGAAGCCCCGCUGGCCUUCACAGCCGAUGUUCGGGGACUCGUCUUCCCAGAGCAGGGCCUCUGGGCUGGGGAGCCAGUGAGGGGCUCUGGCCCUUGCUCCCUGGGAAGCAGCUCUGCAGUUGUGAAUUAGUCCUUCCCCGCCUUUGGGGCUUGUCCACCCAGGAGUGUGGGCCUUGACUGUGCUGCAUCUCAUACCUCUUACCUGUCUUGCUGUGGCUCCCUCUUAUAAACUUAAUUGUAGGAGAUCUUUUCUGCUGGUCUUCUGUUUUGUUUGUUUUUCUUUAAUAGUUUCUCUGUAAGUAGUUGUAAUUUUGUUGUUCCCCCAAAAUAACAUGCUUUUUGACUCUAGCAUUCACUCUAGUGAACUUAUUUCUUACUUGAUGAUUAAAUGAAUGUUUCUAAACUUCCAUCUCAACAUUUUACUUUGUGGAUGAUUUAGAAAACAUAUAUACCUUAGAAGAAUAUUAGUGGUAAGAUAGUGACAUUCUAAAGUAUUCUAAACAACUAGCAAAAACAAUUAUUGAAGACUUUUAUGCAUUGGAGAAGGAAAUGGCAACCCACUCCAGUGUUCCUGCCUGGAGAAUCCCAGGGAUGGGGUUGCACAGAGUUGGACAUGACUGAAGUGACUUAGCAGCAGCAGCAUAUGUCCUUAUAUCUAGAAGUUAUCCACUCUCAAGUAGCCAGCAAACCCUUUGUUUGGAUUGUGUAAAUUCCAGAUAGAGUUCAGAAAUUGGAAUACAAGAGAGCUACAAGUCCAAGUAGAACAGAGGUCAUUGGAUGACCUUUAGAUGACUGCCUUCUAAAAUAAUAGUUCAUCGUUGGUCUUCAGUAGCCAAAUUCAGUAUGUUAAAAAAUCCACUUGGGAAAGAAAAAGACACUGAAGCUGUAAAACAUGCAGUUUUGAAAUCCCGUUGACUACAUUCAGGAUUCAGCAUAUACUGAUUCAGGAAACUUAAUACUGUACUUGGUAUUAAAACCACGUUAUGAUUUUCUGGAACCAGACUUUCUAAUCAAGUUUGUACUUGUGGGUUUCACAGAUAGCCAUUAAAAUGUAUGUUCAAAAAAACCCCAAAAGAACCCAGUCUGUCUUAUACAGGGCUUUUUAAAGAAAUACAAUAUGUAAAACAUAUUAUGUGAUAAGGCAAAAUUUGUUUUAUUUUAAUAUAGCUCGCGCUGAAAGGCUCUAGCUACAGUGGACUGCUUGAGCGGCAUCAUAUUCACACCAAAAAUGUAGAGCACAUUCUCGAUAGUUUACGGAAUGAGGGAAUUGAGGUUCGUCUCGUAAAGAGGAGAGAAUAUGAUGAGGAAACUGUUCGAUGGGCAGAUGCUGUCAUAGCGGCAGGAGGGGAUGGCACAAUGCUUUUGGCAGCAAGUAAAGUCUUGGACAGACUUAAACCAGUUAUUGGUGUAAACACCGACCCAGAACGGUCUGAGGGUCAUUUAUGUCUUCCUGUUCGAUAUACGCAUUCCUUCCCAGAAGCCUUACAGAAGUUCUAUCGUGGUGAGUUCAGGUGGUUGUGGAGGCAGCGAAUUAGGUUAUAUCUUGAAGGAACUGGCAUCAACCCUGUUCCUGUGGACCUCCAUGAACAGCAGCUGAGUUUGAAUCAGCAUAGUAGAGCCUUCAACAUUGAAAGAGUUCAUGAUGAAAGGUUCGAGGCUUCUGGACCCCAGCUUUUACCAGUCAGAGCACUUAAUGAAGUCUUCAUUGGGGAGAGUUUAUCAUCCAGAAUGUCUUAUUCUUGGGCUGUAGCAGUGGACAAUUUAAGAAGAAGUAUACCCACUCUAAAGGGACUGGCUUCCUACUACGAGAUUUCAGUUGAUGAUGGUCCAUGGGAAAAACAGAAGAGCUCUGGGCUCAAUUUGUGUACUGGAACAGGAUCAAAGGCCUGGUCAUUCAAUAUUAAUAGAGUGGCACCUCAGGCUGUGGAAGAUGUUCUAAAUAUUGCAAACCGACAAGGAAAUUUAAGUCUUCCGUUGAACAGAGAAUUGGUAGAGAAAGUAACAAACGAAUAUAAUGAAUCAUUGCUCUACAGUCCAGAAGAACCAAAAAUACUUUUCAGUAUUCGAGAACCAAUAGCAAACAGAAUUUUCUCGAGCAGUCGUCAGCGUUGUUUCACCUCAAAGGUGUGUGUGCGUUCUCGGUGUUGGGAUGCAUGCAUGGUUGUGGAUGGAGGAACUUCCUUUGAAUUUAAUGAUGGAGCCAUUGCUUCAAUGUUGAUCGAGAAAGAAGAUGAGCUUCGAACUGUGCUUCUAGAGCAGUGAAGGAUUGCCUCAGAUGACCAUUUUGAUUGCCAGAGAAAUAGUUUUACUGCAGAAACAGCCUACCAGUCAUAAAGCUACAGUUUUUGGUUGUUGUUCAGACUGCUUGGCCUUGGGCUGAAAGGCAACCAAGAAAGUGAGAUUUGCAUUAUUCUUCUGAUGGAUUCUGAUGGAAAAGAUGUUCACUGUGUAAGAAAAUGGAGGACUAAACUGAUGAGAAUUCAUAACAGUGAAAUUUUGAUACUGCUUGCAGUUGGUUUCCAAGAGUGCUGGUAUCUUUAUAAAUUGAGAGAGGUAGGGCGCAAAUAAAAGAUUUAAUGUUUAGGAUUUGAAAUUUAACUGUACAAGUUUUUUUUUUUUUCCUUCCUUUUCCUCCUCACUUUGUGGAAUUGGUCAGACCAAACACAUCUCAUUUGAUUAGUAUUUUUUUUAUAGUACCUAAAGAUCAAGAUUUUUUAAAAAAACUUUGAUGGAGAAUUUUGAUAAAUCCUGACAUUGACCUAAUUGAAGUAGGUAAAUGUGUUUUUAUAUAUCUGCCAAGAGUUUUCUAAUUUCAGAACACAAUGAUAUUGUUAUGACUAUUGAUUUAAAAAGUUCAAUCAUUUUUGAAGUUAUUUAUGGAUGUUUUCAUUUAAUUGACUAUCAGGUUAAUUUUGAAAAUGUUGGGUGAAAUAUAUACAGACAAAAUCAUGGCUCUAUUACAAAUGUAUUAGCCAAUAAUUAUUUUAGGUCUUUGGUAAUUUUUUUGUAAUGAUUUGAGGCUGGUAAAGUUCUUCCAUAUUUAAAACUCUCUAACAUGGAUUUAAAGACUAAAAGGAUGAACUGAUUAGGCACAUUCUAUUAUGAGUUUGGUAAAACCUAUAAAAAUUUUCAUCUAGUGUUAGGAGUAUUGUCAGAAAGAAAGUGGACUGUUUAAUAAAUAUGCAAAACAUUUUAGUUUUGGACUUGCCUUACUUAUUAUCAUGGUAGUUUUCACCUAGCUCAUAUUCCAAGUUUUACACAUUAGAUUUGGAGGAUAAAAUGUUGUGGCUUUUCUUUUUUUCCCAUUAUGACAGUUUCUUUACCUAAUUCCCACUUUACUUAUAAGUAAUCCUAGAAUUAUCACAAAAAGUUCCUCUUGCUGCAUCAUGAGACAAUUGGUAUUCUUAUUCCAGUUAUUCAAAAUUGUAUUUUUUUUUCCCACUUGCUGUUAAAAAUUUGUCUUCAAUCACUGAAAUAUUUAUUGAACACCGACUCUGUGCCAUAUACUGUGUUGGGUGCUGGAUGUACACUGGUGAUCUGAACAGCCGCUAUCCUGAUAGAACUGAAUCUGGUGAGCUCAGAAGUAGCUUCUGUGAAAACUAGGAUGUGUAAUUAAACCAAGUGCUCUUAGUUUUGGCAACAUUUAUCAUGUUCUUGUCAGAUUUUUUUAAGUACUAUUAUUAUACAAAGAUAAUCUUAGGUUUUGAUGUAUAUCCAGAACAAGAAUUUGUUUUUCUUAGUUGAGAGUAACUGCAUAGAUACUACUCACGAGGAGUUUACAUCAUGCAUACAAUAAAAAUUGGUGUUUUCCCAGAGAUGGAUCUAGUUUCUGGUUUGAUUUAAUAAUGAUAUACUUAAGAUACCACUUUAAAAGAAGUAAAAUUCCACACUAUAGAAACUCCCUAACAGGUUUAAAAUACCUUUUUGACAAAAAUGCCAACUCCAUCUUUAAUAUCAUGGAAAUCUGAUUGUCCAAAAUGGUACAUAGAUCUGUUUAAUAUGUAAUAUAUUAAUAGGUAACCUGCUGUGUAAAAUUGUUUAUAAGCCAUAAUUUAAAGGUUUAAAAACUACUUAAUGUGCUCCAUUUGUGAUAGAACCUCUAACAUUUCUGACCAGUUGUGGGAUUUAUUUGUACGAGAUGACGAGAGGCAAAGGUUGUUAGAAUAGCAAAAAUGUUCUUAUGAAUGAGUUCCUUUUAAUGGCAACUACAUGUGAAUAAAAGUAAACCAUUGUUAUCUUUUC